AUGGCUGUUAGUGGUGGGGUCUACCCAAUGGACCAUGCGAUGGGCUAUUCUGUGUGCAAGCUGGCGAGCCUGGUGAACCUGUUGAACCUGUUGGAACUGAAUCUGUUGAACCUGGCGAGCCUGGUGAACCUGAUGAAAGCCUGGGGUUCGGGAAUUAUAGCGGGUUUCCCCGGUUCUCGCCAGGAAGCUAUCCAGAGUUAA
Molecule: messenger RNA, 201 nt
Organism: Penicillium hordei
Lineage: Eukaryota; Fungi; Ascomycota; Eurotiomycetes; Eurotiales; Aspergillaceae
Exons: 2
Coding region: 1-201 (66 amino acids)
Source: RefSeq, a predicted model, not a curated record